AUGAAUCCUAAUUCAAAUAUUCACCAUGGUAGUGCAUCUUCAAUUUUUACCCUUCAAAUGGAGAUGGAUAAGAUGAAGGAAGACAUAGCAAGGAAAAAGAAUAUUUCUAAUUAUGUUCGUGGUGGUUUUUCAUUAAAAAAACGUCCACAUGAUAAUAAACAAUCAAAUGAAGAAAAAAAAAUUAAUCUUGAAGAAGUAGAAAUUGAAGAAAAAAGAUUAAAAAGUUUUUCAGCCAUGGAAGAAAAGACAAGAAGAUAUAAUGAAAUAAAAAAUAGUGGUAUUUAUGAUGAGGAAUUACUAGUUCAACCUGAUGAUUAUAAUACAUCAUAUAAUAUUAAUGAUAAUGAACAAAUAAAUGAAAAUAAUUAUGAUAUGUUUGAGGAGAAUAGUUUAAAAAAUAUGUACAAUCAUGAUGAUUUGUAUAGAGAUUAUGGGCCAUGUAACUAUAGUUUUAGUAAAGAUGAAAUGUUAAAAGGAAUUCAACAGGAAGAAUUAAGACAAUUAAGUAAAGAAACAUUAAGUAGUAGAGAGAAAGCUAAGGAAGCAGCAUAUCAACGUUUAAGAGAUACAUAUCAACGACUUGUAAAAUUAUAUGAAAGAAAAAAUCGUACUAUAGUUUCAUUUGAGGAUUAUGUAGCAGAAAAUACACAAUAUUAUACAUCUAGAAAUGAUAAUGGUUCAGAAAAUGAGUUAUCAUCGGAUGGUUUAGAAAAUGAGAUGGAAAAAUAUAAAAGAAGAAAGAAACGAGAAUGGGAUAUAGGAAAAGAAUUAAUUUGA
Messenger RNA from Strongyloides ratti, 777 nucleotides. Its product is annotated as Protein of unknown function DUF4078 family-containing protein. NCBI's taxonomy places the organism in Eukaryota, Metazoa, Nematoda, Chromadorea, Rhabditida, Strongyloididae. The record is from RefSeq and is a predicted model, not a curated record. The transcript has a single exon. Bases 1 to 777 code for a protein of 258 amino acids.